Dracunculus medinensis (Guinea worm) is the source of this 213-nucleotide messenger RNA. The record is from the annotation of a GenBank genome assembly. NCBI's taxonomy places the organism in Eukaryota, Metazoa, Nematoda, Chromadorea, Rhabditida, Dracunculidae.
AUGUCUGAAAAAGCUCGAUCCGCUCUGAUUGAGUGGGAACCAGUAAACGACCAUUUGUUCUGUGCUUAUUUUAAACGAAAGUUAUAUAUCACUUCGGUUAUCAUUGUAUAUGCUCCAGCUUUAUGUGCAGACCAUGAUAAAUUCUGUGCGGAACUUCAACUACCAACAUCUCUACCGAGAUGUAACAUGGUCAUAACUGAGAAAACUAUCUGA